GCAGCAGCAGCAGAAUGGGAAAGAAAAUUAAAAAAGAAGUUGAACCUCCUCCCAAAGAUGUGUUUGAUCCGCUCCCAAUUGAGAGUAAAAAGGCAGCGACUGCUGUGCUGAUGCUUCAGUCUCCAGAGGAAGAAAUUUUAGCUAAAUCCUGUGAUGCUUUAUACAAAUUUGCAAAAAAAGGAGAAGAAAACAAGUUAGCUCUGCUUGAACUUGGAGCUGUUGAUCCUUUAUCUAAACUCAUUUCACAUGAAGAUAAAAUAGUACGGAGAAAUGCCACUAUGGUGUGUGGAAUUAUGGCCUCUCAUUAUGAUGUUAGGAAACUGUUGCGGAAGUUGGACAUCAUCCCCUCGCUAAUUGCUCGACUCACACCAGAAGAAGAAGUAGUGAUACAUGAAUUUGCAACUCUCUGCCUGGCAUAUAUGGCUGCUGAAUAUACCAGUAAGACACAGAUACAUGAAUUGAAUGGACUGGAGCCUCUUAUUAAACUGCUAAGCAGCCCUGAUCCUGAUGUCAAGAAGAAUUGUGCUGAGUGCAUUUAUCUCCUGGCACAGGAAUUCCAGAGUCGAUCUGCCGUUUGGGAGCUGAAUGCUAUUCCCCCAUUGUUGGAACUGCUAAAAUCUGAAUAUCCAGUUAUUCAACAACUGACUCUCAGAACACUUGGCUGCUUGAGCUCUGAAGUGGAAGCCAGGCAUAUCUUUAUAGAAAAUCAAGUGUUGGAGCAGCUUCUAAAAGUCUUGGAAACAAAGGAGUUUCAUGACUUGCACGUUGACACACUUUUGGUUAUUGCAAACUGCCUGGAGGAUGUUGAGGCAUUACAUAUUCUGCAGCAGUCGGGGGGUCUUAAAAGAAUACUGGAAUUUGCUGAAACAACUCCUCUGCCUGAGGCACAAAUGAAUGCAGCAAAAGCUAUUAGCAAAGCAGCUCAGAAUGAUGAAAACCGGAAAUUCUUCCAUGAACAAGAAGUGGAGAGAAUUCUGGUCAGUAUGCUGGAUACUGACAAUGAUGAAGUCAAGGCUGCGGCCUGCCUCGCUAUUGCGGCCAUGGGCGAAAACUUGGAAAGCAAGAAUGUCUUCAACAAACAAGGAAUUCCUCAGAUUAUCACAUUAUUAACUAGAGAAAGUGCUGAAGUGAGAGAAUCUGCAGCGUUUGUGCUGGCGAAUCUAACUACCAAUUGCCCUGCCAAUGCGAGUGCCGUGGCUGAGGCUGACGGUGUUGACGCAUUGAUUAAUCUCCUAUCAGAUAAAAGAGACGGGGUCAUUAUGAACGCAUGCACUGUCCUUAUUAAUAUGGCUGCUCAGGAACCUUUGCGGCUCAUUUUAGAAACCCACGGCUUGGUGCACGCUUUGAUCGAACCACUGCACUCAUCAAACAAUAUGGUUCUCAGCAAGGCAGCUCUUACGGUGGCCUCCAUUGCGUGUGACGCAGACAUAAGGACUGAUUUAAGAAAUGCCGGCGGUUUGCCCCCUCUGGUAAAGCUUCUUCAGUGCGACCAUAAUGAAGUGCGGCGCAGUGCUUGCUGGGCAGUGGCGGUGUGUGCGAGUGAUGAGCUGACAGCAGUUGAACUGUACAAAUUAGGGGCUCUGGACCUUCUUCAGGAGUUGAACCUCUCCAGGAGUCGCCGAAACAACUUUAGCGAGUGGGCUCUCAACAAGCUGCUCGAUAAUAAUCUGCCUCUAAAGUACAGUCAGAAGGGCUACCUGUCUUACAGCAACCUCAUUGAAGAUGGAUUUUAUGACUGUGGUAGGAUAAAGCCUGAUGCAAAAUUACUGCCUUUAGAAGAGCUCAGCAAGCAGGAGCUGAAUCAGAACCGUGCCGUUAUCUUAAUAAAUGCAAAAAGUCCUGACUUAGCCCCAGCGGCAGUUGCACCUCCGGCGGAAGAGAAGCAAGAAUCAGUUGGGGCACGAUCCUCUUACAGUCGAAAUGCUUCCAGAGAGAAAGCAGGGGCUCCUGCUGAAGAAAAGCCAGAACAGGCUGUUGUAAGAACCCCAUCAUCUCAUGGGAGAAGUGCUUCUAAAGAAAAAGGAAGCAAAGGAAAGGUGAGACUAAAGAAAGAAGAAGAGAAACCAAAAGAAGAAGAGGAGGUGGCUCAGUUUCUGCAGAAUCAGUCACUAAUAGUUUCUGAAAAUAAAGACUGGCAGCCACCAUAUGACCAAGAAUUAAAUGACUGUUUAACCGAGGCCUCCAAAAUGAUCCUUCCUCUCUCAGAUAUCAAAGAACAAGUUGUAGAACUGGCCAAACUCGUUGCAAGAAAGAUGGGCGGACCAAUUGAAAAAGAGCGGCUGCAUGACUUCAGCUGGGAGCUUCAUAUUAGCGAACUUAAGUUUGCUCUUAAAUCUAACGUCAUACCCAUUGGAAAAAUAAAGAAAGGGACUUUCUAUCACCGAGCACUGCUUUUCAAGGUCCUUGCAGACAGAGUUGGCAUUUCUUCGUGCCUUAUCCGUGGUGAAUAUGGGCGGGCAUGGAAUGAGGUCAGACUGACUGGCUCCCUGCAAGAGAUAACAAGAGGCCUUCCUCCUCCUAAAACCUACGUAGUGGAUUUAAUGUUUGAGCCUGGCCGACUGCUGGUGCAUGGAAGUGCUGAUGCCGAUAACUACCAACACAUCUAACAGUCCCCAUUAUUGUACAACAGAAGCAAGUCAAUUACAUUCUGCUGUCAUAAUAAACUGCUACAUUAGCA
Xenopus tropicalis (tropical clawed frog) is the source of this 2677-nucleotide messenger RNA. It is a transcript of the gene armc3, whose product is annotated as armadillo repeat containing 3. The record is from RefSeq and is marked provisional. The transcript has 19 exons. The coding region runs from base 15 to 2606 and encodes 863 amino acids. NCBI's taxonomy places the organism in Eukaryota, Metazoa, Chordata, Amphibia, Anura, Pipidae.